Thunnus maccoyii (southern bluefin tuna) is the source of this 7674-nucleotide messenger RNA. RefSeq names its product signal peptide, CUB domain, EGF-like 1 (gene scube1). The record is from RefSeq and is a predicted model, not a curated record. Gene Ontology annotation, cellular component: cell surface. The transcript has 23 exons. The coding region runs from base 69 to 3131 and encodes 1020 amino acids. Gene Ontology annotation, molecular function: calcium ion binding. Gene Ontology annotation, biological process: signal transduction. NCBI's taxonomy places the organism in Eukaryota, Metazoa, Chordata, Actinopteri, Scombriformes, Scombridae.
ACACAUACACACACACACAGUCCAAACCCCCAGAAAAGCCCUGCUGAAUCCUCACACCGUCUGUCAGCAUGGGGAGCGCUUGUUUUUCCCGGGACGUUUGUUUGUUUAUCCUCCUCAUAAAUACUUGCAGGGUGAUGGGGAAUGUCGGACUCGCAGAUGCAGAUGAGUGUGCAGAGGGUUCGGAUGAUUGCCACAUUGACGCCCUCUGCCAGAACACGGCCAAGUCCUACAACUGCAUCUGCAAACCAGGCUACAAGGGAGACGGCAAGCACUGCGAGGACAUGGACGAGUGCGAGAACGACUACAACGGGGGCUGCGUCCACGAAUGCAUCAACAUACCAGGCAAUUACAGAUGCACCUGCUACGAUGGAUUCAUGCUGGCCCACGACGGACACAACUGUCUGGAUGUGGACGAGUGUCUGGACAACAACGGUGGGUGCCAGCAAGUGUGUGUCAACACCAUGGGGAGCUACGAGUGUCAGUGCACAGAUGGAUUCUUCCUCAGUGACAACCAGCAUACCUGCAUCCACCGCUCUGAUGAUGGGAUGAACUGCAUGAACAAGGACCACGGCUGCGCCCACAUCUGUAGAGAGGCUCCAGGGAAAGGAGGAGUAUCAUGCGAGUGCCGUCCUGGGUUCGAACUGGCCAAAAACCAGAAAGACUGUACAUUGACUUGUAACUAUGGAAACGGCGGUUGCCAGCACACAUGCGAUGACACGGACACAGGGCCAGUGUGCGGCUGCCACCAGAAGUACGCCCUGCACUCAGACAGCAAGACCUGCAUCGAGAAAGAUGAGGCUGCAAUUGAGAGCUCUGAGUUCAAUGCCACGUCAGUAGCUGAUGUGGACAAGCGGGUGAAACGGCGGCUACUUAUGGAAACCUGCGCUGUGAACAAUGGCGGCUGCGACAGGACAUGUAAAGACACGGCCACAGGGGUGCGCUGCAGCUGCCCCGUUGGAUUCACCCUACAGCCCGACGGCAAAACCUGCAAAGACAUUGAUGAAUGCCAGGAGAACAACGGCGGCUGUGACCACUUCUGCAGGAACACUGUGGGCUCUUUUGAAUGCAGCUGCCAGAAAGGCCACAAACUGCUCACUGAUGAACGGACAUGCCAAGACAUCGACGAGUGCUCCUUUGAGAGAACCUGUGACCACACCUGCAUCAACUACCCGGGCAGCUUUGAGUGCCUGUGCAACAAGGGUUACAUCCUGUACGGCCUCACUCACUGUGGAGACAUCGAUGAGUGCAGCAUCAACAAUGGGAGCUGUGAGUACAGCUGCAUUAACACACAGGGCGGCUUCGAGUGUGUGUGUCCUCCUGGACAGAAACUCCACUGGAACAAGAAAGACUGCAUCGAGGCGGUGAAGUGUCUGCCCAAUGGGAAGCCAGCACCUCGAGCACAGCUGACCUGCACCAAGAGUGGAGGGGCAGAGGUCUGCUCACUGUCCUGCCCCUCCAACGCCCUCUUUCUCGCAGACUCUGAGAACAGCUACACACUGAGCUGUGGAGUGCCCGUCCAGUCUGGUAAAUCUCCUCAGAAGAGGAAUGCCACCACUGCCUUACCCACCUGUGCAGACACUCUGGCCCCGCCCAUCAAACAGAAGGCCAGGUUCAAGAUCAAAGAUGCCAAGUGUCACCUGAGACCCCGCAACAAGGAGAAACACAGAGAUUCAUCCAAGCAGAACCUGCAAGGUGGCCAGUUCCCCUGCACCGACGACUGCCAGGUGACUUUUGUCAACCUCAAGUGUGAUUCAUCCAAGAAACGCCGGCGAGGACGCAAAUCUCCUUCAAAAGAAGUUUCCCACAUCACGGCUGAAUUUGAGAUGGAGAUGAAGGAAGAGGAAGUCUCAGACUCCUGUAAUGUGGACUGUGUGCGGGAGAAGAUGAAGCAAAAGCUGCAGAGCGCCAUGCGGACACUCAGGAAGUCCAUCAACAAACAGCAGUUCUACAUCCAGUUCUCUGGGACUGAGUAUGAGGUGGCACAGAAACCAUCCAGGGUACCAGAAGGCACUGAGGUCUGCAGCACGGGACAAGUCCUGCGAGAUGGAAAGUGUGUGAGUUGUAGUGUGGGGACGUUUUACAGCGGGGAGCAGGAACAGUGUGUCCAGUGUCCUCCUGGUACGUACCAGGACAUGGUGGGUCAGCUGUCCUGUGAACCAUGUCCAAGCACCGAAGGACAGGGCAUCGCUGGCGCCAAGAAUGUGUCUCAGUGUGGAGGUCAGUGUCCAGCAGGUCAUUUCUCUGCUGACGGUUUCCGUCCAUGCCAGCCGUGCACGCUGGGCUCCUACCAGCCAGAACCAGGCCGCGUCCUCUGCUUCCCCUGUGGAGGAGGACUCAUGACCAAGUAUGAAGGAUCCGUCUCCUUCAGGGACUGUGAGGCUAAAGUGCACUGUGCUCCUGGACAUUACUACAACUCCAGUACCCACCGCUGCAUCCGCUGCCCAGCAGGAACCUACCAGUCUGAGUUUGGCCAGAACUACUGCAUCACCUGCCCUGGGAACACCACCACUGACUUUGAUGGUGCCACCAACGUCUCCCACUGCAAAAACCAGCUGUGUGGAGGUGAGCUGGGGGAGUACACAGGAUACAUCGAGUCUCCUAACUACCCUGGAGACUACCCAUCCAAUGUGGACUGUGUCUGGACCAUCAACCCACCACACAAGAGGCGGAUUCUCAUUGUGGUACCAGAGAUCUUCCUCCCCAUCGAGGAUGAGUGUGGAGACGUGCUGGUCAUGAGGAAGAGUGCCCUGCCCACCUCCAUCACCACCUACGAGACGUGUCAGACCUAUGAGCGGCCAAUCGCCUUCACCUCUCGCUCUCGCAAGCUCUGGAUCCAGUUCAAGUCCAACGAGGGAAACAGUGGCAAAGGGUUCCAAGUUCCUUAUGUCACCUAUGAUGAGGACUACCAGCAGCUGAUAGAGGACAUAGUGAGAGAUGGCAGGCUCUACGCCUCAGAGAACCACCAGGAAAUACUGAAGGACAAGAAGCUGAUAAAGGCCCUGUUCGACGUGCUGGCCCACCCCCAGAACUACUUCAGGUACACAGCACAGGAGUCCAAAGAGAUGUUCCCUCGCUCCUUCAUCAAGCUGCUGCGCUCCAAAGUCACCAGGUUCCUACGGCCGUACAAAUAGACGGAGCCUCUCCACCGCCCUGUUCAAGACCCCCGUCAUCCUGCGUCAUUCCAAACCUAACCUCCAAACCCAGACCCAACCCCCCCCCCCCUCUACUUCUCCCCUGCCUCUGUCAGCACAUUGAUGUACCAGUUCUAUGACUAACUGUCUUCUUUUCCUGUGUUUGUCCUCAGUCCUGUUUGUCACAUGAUGCCUUUCCUCAUCUUUGACUCCUUUAACUAGUAACACAUCAUUAAUUGAUCCCCUCCCCUCCAGUAACGCUGCUCUCUCUAUAAGGUUUGACCGAUAUGGGUUUUCAAAGGCCAGUGCCAAUAUUUUUAUAAUGUAGCAGAAUAUACAUUACAUGAUAUAUUGUGUGUAUAUAUUGUUUCCUUCAAUUUGAUCAUUUUUAUACCAAACAUUUACAGGUAUUGAGUGUUUUUCAUCCCAGUUUGGGAUGACGAUGGUAGAAUUCCACCUACUACAUAUCCUAGGUCAGUUAAGGUGCAAUAUCUGACAGUUUUGGUCUUGCAGGUUCAAACUGGAUAUUGAAUUGCUGAUUUCAAUAUUUUUCAGCAGCCUCAAAAGAAAAUAUAAAAGACUACAGAGGUGUUGCUACUCAGAAAACUUACAAUAGCAUACAAAGUUAAGUAAAUUCUAUUGUAAGGGAAAUUAUAGUAGCUGUUAGAAUUUAUUAGCAUUUUUUUUAUUGAACAACAAAUAAAGUCAGUACAUUUUCCAAACAAAACACAAUCUUAUUAUUUAAUAAAAGGCCAGUAUCAGCAAACCAAUAUAUCAGUCAAACCCUAUUUCUGCACACCAUCUACUAAAUCUCCAUCUCUCCCAAACCAUCCCCCAGAUUUCUGCACCUUCUUCCUUUCACUCCUCUCGUUUAAUUUUGCUCUGCUUUGUUUUCCGUGUUGUUUUUAUGUUUUUGUAAUAUUUAUACUGAACAUGUCAGAACUUGCAGAAGCCCACAUCACAGAUGUUAUAGAUAGAUGUACAAACGUGCAAGACAAGUAUGUUUGUGUGGACAUGCACAGGUGUACAUGCAUGAUGUGUUAGGAUGUACAGGCCCACACAGUGUACAUGGAUGUAUCCUGAAUUGGAUUUCUAUAUUUGCCCCCCCACCCACCCAAUGUGCACGAGACAGAGAUGAGAAAACAAUCUGUGCACUUAAAACACAUUUAAACAUGGAAAAUGAAAGAAAUGUUAAAGAGGGGUGCUUUAGCCAUUGGAGCACAAGGAAAGAUUAAAUGGGGUGAAUCAGAAAGUCUAUAUUGUAAUUUUUUUUAAAUAAAAAAAAAAAAGAUAUAUAACAAGAUGAGAUAAACUACCUGCAAGUAACAGAUUGUUACUUUAGAGAGAAAUGUAUGUGAUGUAACUAAUAUUUGGAACGUUAAUUGCACUUGAAUUUUAUAUUUUAAACUGUAGGAAAAAAAAAGAUCUAAGUUACGUAUUUGUUACCUUUUUUGUGUUGUUUGAAAUUUGCCACGUUUGGCAUGGAGGAGAGAGAAAAACCCUCUUAUUGCUCCCACUCUGUAGCUCGCAGUUACCCCAAAUCUCUGUUACUGCAGCUUCAAGCCCCAUCCACACACACACACACACACACAUGAGGAGAACAUGUAGGAUGAAGCUUCAACAUCUCAAAACCUGAGGCUGUACGUUAAACUAACGCACACAGAGAAAAGACAGCGUAUGCAUGGGAUCAUUCAAACUUUCCACCACCUCUACAGUUUCAGUGUUUUCAUCGCCCAGUGCUGCUUCAUGCCCUCGAAUAUCUCCUAUAGCUGCCAGAGAGAGGAAGCACCUCCAUAAUGGCUUCUUGUAUGAUGGCACUACAUACAUACUACUAUAUACCUGUUUCUAAACAACUACUUAAAAUAUCUGCUUUCACCCAGAUGCAAUCUCUUUCCAUUAAAUAGGAAGUAUGGUGGGUAUACUAUGCUUUUCUUUUAUAACCCAACUAAAUGUUUCUGUGUCAUUCCCAUUGGUACUAAUAUGUCUAUGAAAUCCUUUUACCACGUAUUGAAGAUGGACGCUAUAUCUGCACAAUGCGACUGGAGUUGAGAAUCUUGUAUGUUGUGACUGGAGUGUUGGUCUGAAGGUGAAUGUAGUGGCAGGGACACAGUCUGAAUAAGAGGCAUCUCCCGUCUGAGUGUCUGUGUGUCCGUAGCACUUGCAACUUCAACUGUAAGCCAGUGAACUAGAUCUCUUUGUUAUUUUGUUCCAAAAGAAAAAGAAAAAGAAAAAACAAGCUUCCCCCUGACAGAAUAUAAAAAUGCAUUUAAUUGCGGUUUAGCUCAUGUAAUAUCCCUCACUGGUGUUACAGCUUCUAGUCUUUGUGCUGGGCACAAGGAAGAUGAGGAAGUCUCAGUGCUACUUUAAAGCCCACAGAUUUUAGAUUAAAGAGCCAUACUGGAGGUUUUGCAUGUUUUAGCCCAUUAACUGCAAAUUGCAUGCACUGUUAUGUAUUUUCCAAACAAGAGGUUUUUAGGUUUGUUACCUUCCAAGCAGCCAUUGUUUUCAGUUCACUGCGGUACACCAGUACCAGCACACAGAAAACCAAUUUGAGGAAACUUGCAGCUUAUUUAAGUAAAUGAUACAUCACAGUGAACAAUUAGUUCAUUUCUUUGCAACAGCUUAACUGUUUUUGUUUGGUAUUUUGUGUGAUUGGUGUGUUUCAUGGUAUACUAAGAUUCAACACUUUUUGGUUUGGCUGUUAAACAGCAACUUUUUAAAUCAAGCCCAUAGAGCCAUUGGCCAAAGCCUCCACUAGGCUUAAAGUAUAAUGUCAAUGGUUUUCUAUAUUUUCUUUCCUGCUAAUAAAUACUCAAAUACUUCCUGACUUCCCUACUCUGUGGCUCUCAGUCCCAAGCCCAUUGGUUCCAACUGAAGAUGUAACUCUUUAAAAACAGCUUUAUAGGCUUAAUAAUUCCCUAAAACAGCUGGUCACUGUAGUUUUUAGCAAUUGUCACUGAAAGAGAAGGUAAUAGUGCAUUUACUGGGGACUAUUUUAAUCCACAUUUGCUGCUCUAGUGAGUAUUUCUGGCAGCAGGACGGUGUAUGUGGGACUGAGUCAGAAUAAACUACAGUGUGUGUGUUUCAUGGUAAUGAAGGAACAUGUCAUCCAGUGCAACAGUUCAGAUCAUUGAUGUGUUUUUAAUUUUGGACAACACACAAUACUUCUUAGCAGAUCAAUUAAAACAAAUAUAAAGAAUAUUACCAGACUUGGACAGAUUUUAUGAAACACACCCUCCGCACUACCCAGCUGCACACUGUCCUGGCUGUCAGUGUAUUAUUGCACAAGCAUAAUAAUCUACCUUUAAACUCAUUAAAGCCUGAUCUGACUUGUUUUUCUGCAGAACAUAUUCAGAACAUCCAGUGAUUUUAUCAUAGCGUCUCCAUGUUCUGAGCACAGUGUUGCUACAUUGCUUGCAUCUCUCCACGGCAACAAAUUUUUACUUAUCACUUCAUUUAAUCAAACUGUGGUUGGCAUUUUAGUAACUGCUAGUCAGGAUUACAGUAGAGAGCACCACAUGAUAACUAAGAAUAGUUUUUGUCCUCUGGAUUUGAUGUUGCAACACCAACGUGAAAUGCAUUUCAGCCAUAAACUUUGAAAUAUAGUAUGUUGGAAUAUCCUUGAACAUACCAUCAAUACAAGUUAUGAAAAUUCUCACACAACAACCUAAAUGUAACACAAAAUAAAAGUGACUAAAUGUUCCUAGUGAUGGGUUUUUCAAGUCUCUGCACGUUGAUUUUCACUGUGUAUUGAAAUGAAACCAAUGGCUAGAAGGCACAAAAUCAAUCAAAAAAACUUGCGCUUGAGAAAAACGGUUUUCAGUCCUUUUAAGUAUACACAGUUUGUAAUUAAUGGGCUGAAGCAGGGAAAAACACAGGUAUGGUCCUGCAUAGCACUGAGCUCAUCCCAGAAUAAGAUAUUAAAAGAUAAACAUAUUUUUAAAGGCAUUAGCUGAUAUAAAUAAUCACCCCCCUAAGACAGAUAUAUUUGGAAAUUAACUUUUCAGCCACAACCUUAAAUAUCAGUGAGGUCAGUGCUUAUUCUCACUGGAUCAUCAUUUAAUUUCCCAAAAGAAAAUCAUACUGUCGUUAGGCGUUGUUCAGGCCUCGCCAAAUAGCUGCCACACAGACAUGUUAUGGUACGGCCUGCUUCCUGUUUGAGGUGGACACUGUUCAAUAUGAGUGUUAUGAAAAAAAUGAUAUGAACUGCUCUAAAAUUUAUAAUUGACUGUUUUUUUCCUGAGAAUGUAUUCUAUUGUGAAUGGAUGGGUGCAUGUUGUGUGUGCGUGUGUGUGUGUAUGAGAGUCUGAGGAUGAUAGUGUGUGUGUAAUUCUGUGUGUGUGUGAGCAGUGAGUUUUUGUGCCGGGCGCCUGUGAUAGAAAAAGAGACUGUGUAUGUUUGUAUGUACUUUAGUCCAUUUUGUAGAGGAAUAAUUUUAACGUUUGUGUUAGUCGGUUGUACCCAAAGAGAGAAACUGUAACGCAGUGUUGUGCCAUUGUUUGGUCCAUGAAACUCCAGUACUGAACAAAUUAAAUAAAACAGU